AUGGUGGCUCCAAGUAGGAGCUCUUGUCGUGAUUUCUGCAAAUUUAUUGAGGACGCUGAUUUUAUUGAGUCGCCUUCGACUGGGCUUUUCUUUACCUGGUCUGGGCGUCGCUUUCUUCCCCGGCAUAUUGAAUCAAGAUUGGAUAGAGCCUUUUUCUCCUCUAGUUUCGCUGACAUGUGGUUUGAGAUUGUCACUCAUGCGUUGCCUAGACUGACUUUGGAUCAUUCGCCUUUAGUUCUUCAAUAUCGUGAGGUAGCUCAGCAGGGGAAGAGAUCGUUCAGGUUUCUUAACAUGUGGGUGAUGCACCCGGACUUCCACAACUUGGUCCAAAGUUCUUGGUCUGGUGAUAUGGACGUCAGGUGUCCUAUUUUCAAGGUUAUGGCGAAACUGAGAAAACUUCGAGCUGACCUCAAAACUUGGAAUCGAAAUGUGUUUGGCAAUGUAGAUGUUCAGAUUUUGGCUACUGAGACCGCGCUCAUGGAUGUUCAGCAGCGCAUAUCCCAGAAUGGUUACUCGGACUUGCUUUUUGAUGAAGAGAUUGAGGCCCAGGCGCGCUUAAACAUCAUUCUGGAAAGAAAGAACAGUUUAUUGCAUCAGAAAAGCAGAGCGAAGUGGCUGACAGAUGGGGACCGUAAUACUUCUUUUUUCCAUCGGCUUAUCAAAUUCAGGAAACCAAAGUAUCGUUUGGAUCACUUGCGUAUUGGGGAUCACUUUUCGAGUGAUAAAGAGGAUAUCAAAAAUCAUAUUAUUGAUUUCUUUUCUAAUCUCUUCAGGGAGGAGGGUCCGAGUAGAGAUGACCGGACCAUGUUGGAAGCGAUUAUUGAUCAUAGUGUCUCGGAGGAGCAAAACGCUAAUUUGAUACGGAUCCCUGAGGAUGAGGAGAUUAAGGUUUCCGUGUUUGGAAUGGAUGCUUCUAGCGCUCCUGGCCCGGAUUGGUUCUCAGGCUGCUUCUACCAGAGUUGUUGGAGUAUCAUCAACUCUAAUAUCUGUGUUGUUGUUCGUGCUUUCUUCAUGCAUUCUUAUCUCCCGGCCGGAUGUAAUGCCAGCACUCUGAUCUUGAUACCUAAGAAGGACCAUGUGGAUACGGUGACUGAUCUUCGCCCUAUCAUUCUUUCAAAUUUUUUCUUUAAAAUUAUCUCCAAGAUUUUGGUUACCAGAUUGAGUGCGGUGGCGGCGACCUGUGUUUCUCCUAAUCAGUUUGGCUUCAUCAGUGGCCGUUCGAUUCAUGAUUGCAUUGUGUUGGGCUCGGAGGGUUUUAAUUGCAUGAAUAGAACUGGUCGUCGCUCGAAUUUUGCUUGCAAGAUCGACAUUCGCAAAGCCUUUGAUACGAUGAAUUGGGGGUUCAUCUUGUGGAUAUCUGUGAUCUUUACUUCGGCUCGCAUAUCUAUUCUUUAUAAUGGGCAGUUGAAUGGCUACUUCGCGUGUUCCCGGGGCGUUCGGCAGGGAGAUCCCCUCUCUCCCAUAUUAUUUGGCAUUGCGGAGGAUGUUCUGAGCUUUCUUCUACUGAACUGUGUGCAGUCGCGGCAUCUGGUGCCGAUGGAUUUCUGCCGAGGAUAUCACUUUCCCACUCAUCUUCUAUAUGCUGAUGAUAUCCUCAUUUUCUGCAAAGCUUCGGUUAAAAACGCCCAAAAGAUCAAAGAAAUUUUGAAUCUUUAUGGAGAGUUGUCGGGCCAGAUCUGCAAUCAGUCUAAGUCUCAUGUUUUCUUCUCCUCCAAAGUUGCGAUUUCCAUGAGAAACAACAUUAAGAGGGAACUUGGGUUUGCCAUUGGAUGUUUGCCAGUUACGUAUCUUGGAGUUCCUUUGUUCACGGGUCGGAUUCGUGCGUCAUAUUUUAUGCAUAUUUAUGACAAAAUCGUCAACAAAUUCGCCAGCUGGAAAGGGCGGCACCUCUCUAUGGCAGGACGUCUCUGCUUGGUUCGUUCUGUGAUUCAAAGCUCGGUUACUCAUUCCAUGAUGAUCUAUAGAUGGCCGAAAUCUCUUAUUUAUAAAUUGGACAAGAAGUGUCGCAACUUCAUUUGGAUUGGGAAUGUGGACUCUAAGCCAACCUGCCCGGUGAACUGGAAUCGAAUUUGUGCCCCACGCACGGAAGGUGGUUUGGGGGUUCGAUCAUUCUCUACAAUGAACAAGAGCUACUUAAUGAAAAUGGCGUGGCGCAUGGUACAAGGGAAAGAGUUUGCUUUCGCUUUACUGAGCAAUCGUUAUCUCACUACGUUUGGGUAUGCGAAGCAUAAUAUUGCCUCUUCUCCUUUCUGGACGGGCACUCGAGAACAUGUGAAUCAUCUUGUUGAGAAUUCUUACUCUUAUGUGGGCAAGGGGUCGACUACCUACUUUUGGAAAGAUGAUUGGUUGGGUUAUAAGCUCGUUGAUAAGCUGAGUAUCCCUGUUUUUAUGCAUGUCUUCCUCAAUCAGGCGAUUGAUGACUAUUUUUUUGACGGGGUUUGGCAUUUCACGGAGGACUUUAUUAUUCAUUGUUCGGAUAUUAUUGUGGAUAUUCUGCUCCUCCCCUUCGGUGAGGAAGAAGAUCAACGUUUCUGGAAACUAUCGCUCUCUGGUGAGGUUUCGGCUGCUUUGGCGUUUGCGGCCAAUAGUCAUUGUUUUCCCAAAGUGUGCUGGGGCCGUUGGAUUUGGGAAAAGUUUAUCCCGGAGCGUAGAUCUCUGCUUACUUGGAGAAUUAUUCAUAGGCGCUUAACUACACAAGAUCUUCUGAUUCGUCAUGGCAUGAUGAUGGGACCGAAUAGAUGUGCUCUCUGUGGUACGGAAGAAGAAUCUUUAAGCCAUUUGUUUUGGAACUGUUCGGCGGUAAAACCGGUUUGGCGCGAGUUCUUGGAGUGGUUUCAGAAGACCGAGUAUAUGCAUCAUGUGGACAUUCAUGAUUUCCUGGUCACUGCAUGGAAUGCUCAAUUCAGCCCGUUGGUUAAUUCGUUCUGGAAAGCGGGGGUCAACAAUAUUUUAUGGAAGAUUUGGGAUUGUCGUAAUCAAGUUACUUUUGAAGAUAAAAACUUCUCGCCACGGGAUGUCAGUCGAUUUAUUAAGGUGGCUUUCAAAGAAAUUGAUGCUCAUUUUUCUAAAAUUGGUACCUCCAAUAAUUCUUGGUCGGAUUAUUUAAUCUUACGAAGUAUUGGGGUGGCCACUCGUGCUGCUCCUCCACCGGUUAUGAUUGAAGUCCAUUGGUGGCCUCCGGUGGGACAAUGGAUGAAAGUUAAUACAGAUGGUUCUGCGAUGGGUGCUCCGGGAAGCAUUGCAGCUGGUGGUGUUUUCAGGGAUCAUUGGGGCUGGGUCCGGGGCUGUUAUCACUUUAAAGGUGGAACGGGUUUUGCCUUUGAAGCGGAACUUCUUGCCGUGAUUUAUGCUAUUACAAUUGCGCAUCAAAGAGGUUGGCUAAUGUUGUGGAUUGAAGGGGACUCUGCUUAUAUUGUUCGUCUGUUGGAGUCUAGGUCGCUAGACGUUCCUGGGUGUUCCAUGGCAGCUUGGAAGAAGGCCCUUCGGCUUUUGGAGGAGUUCUCAGUGCAGGUGUCGCAUAUUUUUCGCGAAGGAAAUUGUGUAGCUGAUCUGAUGGCUAAUCCGGCUAUGCCAGAAGGCUGGUGGCCUUAUGCUCGGGACGAAAUCAAACAUGCCGUGGUCAAAGACAUGGCGACCCACAGUCAUGGGCUUGAUCCUCAAGGUGUUGACACAGCUCAUGGUCAGCGCUUGUUGUGGCUUGAUGACUGCUCCUUGGCAUUUGGUGGUGAUCUGGGGAUGGUCGAGAGUUCGGCCUCUCAUUGCGGGUUUUCUUCAUACAAUUGCUCAAGUGGUGAUAUGAGUCUCAUCCAAGAUGGUGAUGCCAUUGGUCGAGCUAAAUCUACUCAGCAGCAAAAGAGUAAAGUGGUGCUUGAUAAGCCAGCUCAGCUUGGAAAAGAUAUCACAACUAAAUAUGCAGAUGCCAAUGUAACAAUAAAGAAAGCAAUCAAUGAAGAUAUCAUUAUGGGGAUGAUUUGCUUGCACUAUUUUCAUGUCUUUUCAAUCAUGAUAUCAGAGCAGGUGCAGAAAACAGAUUCUCCACCAAAGCUGCUCCACUCAACAUUGAUGGUUCUCUAUUUUUCAUCAACUACCCAAAUCAAAUUGGAGGCCAAAGAGGUGGUCGCUCAAGUGCCCCUAACAAUAGAGGCUGAGGUGGAUAUACCUUCAACAGAGGAAGAGGUAGAGGUGCACCCAAUCGAGGAUGUUACAAUGGAGGGUUCAUCUAAGCUGCAAAUGGGAAAUGGCCAAGGUGUUGAUAUUGCUCAUAUAGGUAAAGGACUUCUCAAUUCUCCUACUCACUCCAUAACUGUUACUCUCAGUAAUCUGCUACAUGUCCUACACAUUACCAAGAACUUACUCAGUGCGUCACAGUUUGCUAGGGAUAGUAAAGUCUACUUUGAAUUUCAUCCUGAUUUCUAUUUAGUUAAGGACCAGGUAACCAGGGCUACACUCAUCCAGGGUACUCUUAAAGGUAGUCUAUAUCAGUUUGUCCUUCACAACACCAAUGUUAGGUCCUGA
Salvia miltiorrhiza (redroot sage) is the source of this 4515-nucleotide messenger RNA. RefSeq lists its product as uncharacterized. The record is from RefSeq and is a predicted model, not a curated record. Gene Ontology annotation, molecular function: nucleic acid binding; RNA-DNA hybrid ribonuclease activity. Bases 1 to 4515 code for a protein of 1504 amino acids. Lineage: Eukaryota; Viridiplantae; Streptophyta; Magnoliopsida; Lamiales; Lamiaceae. The transcript has 7 exons.